This is a messenger RNA of Nicotiana attenuata, 900 nucleotides long. RefSeq lists its product as uncharacterized. Bases 1 to 900 code for a protein of 299 amino acids. The transcript is spliced from 3 exons. Gene Ontology annotation, molecular function: DNA helicase activity. Lineage: Eukaryota; Viridiplantae; Streptophyta; Magnoliopsida; Solanales; Solanaceae. Gene Ontology annotation, biological process: DNA repair; telomere maintenance. The record is from RefSeq and is a predicted model, not a curated record.
AUGGCUAAAAAACGAAUGCUUGAUGUUUUUGACUUGCUCUUAAAAGAUCUUAUGGAUACAAAUAUUCUAUUUGGGGGAAAAGUUGUUGUUUUUGGAGGUGACUUUAGACAAACUCUUCCAGUAGUUCGAAACGGGAAUAAUGAAGAUUUUAUUAGUGAAAGUUUACUAUAUUCUACCAUUUGGGACGAACUUGAAAAAUUGCAAUUAUCUGAAAAUAUGAGGGCAAAAACAGAUCCCGCUUUUUGUGAUUACUUGAUAAGAAUUGGAAAUGGACAAGAGAGGGUAAACUUUAAUAACAAAAUUGACCUUCCAGAUUCUAUGAUUAUUCCUUUUACAACUGAAGAAGAAUCUCUAAACCAUUUAUUCGCUAUGACAUUCUCAAAUGUACACACAUCCUCCUCUAAUUCUUUUCUUGCAGAUUCUCGCGUUGUUCUAACGACGAAGAAUGAUUUUGUAAAUGAAAUCAACGAUAUUCUUAUAGCAAAAUUUCCAGAAAAAGCUACUACAUUUGUUGGUAAUGACGAAACUGUUGAGCCUAAUGAUCAAAGUCAAUUUGAAGACCUAUUACACACUUUGAAUCCUGCUGGUUUACCUCCUUACAAAUUAACUUUGAAAGAGAACUGCCCCAUUAUAUUGUUGCGCAAUUUGAAUCUGUAUGAAGGUUUAUGCAUGGUAAAACAAAAAAAAUCAUCUUGUGCAGUUCAAUUUGGAGAUGAUGUGUUAAGUUUGGUGGUGGAACCUCAUGUUGAUCAUUCAUUAGUAAUGGCUCUUGUGACUGUUUAUGGCUUGAUACAACAAAGAUCAAUUGGGAAUGUUUCUUGGUGCUUUUGCCAUGCUCAAUCUGUCAUUCGGCCACAACUUACAACUUGCAUCUGCUUUGUUGUGCCUGAUAGGUGGUAG